Molecule: messenger RNA, 959 nt
Organism: Hyposmocoma kahamanoa
Lineage: Eukaryota; Metazoa; Arthropoda; Insecta; Lepidoptera; Cosmopterigidae
Gene: TwdlE
Product: extensin
Exons: 3
Coding region: 22-672 (216 amino acids)
Source: RefSeq, a predicted model, not a curated record
GCCACUGCGUCGCCUGGGCCUAUGCCGCCUUGCGAUGCGUCGUCGGUAGGAGGGCGGCGCGUGAGCACCAUUACAUUGCGCAAGAUGCUGAGAUCGCUGGUGUUGAUGGCAGCGGUGGCGUACGCAGCGGCGCGGCCGGAGCCGCCCAGCUCUUACAGCGCCCCGUCGUCAUCCUAUAGCGCGCCUUCAUCAUCUUACAGCGCUCCCUCGUCUUCGUACGGUGCGCCGGCGCCCCAGUACGGACCUCCUCAGCAAGCGCCCAUAGUACACAAGCACGUCUAUGUCCACGUGCCUCCUCCAGAUAAUGAAUACCCUGCGCCUCGAAAGCAGAUUUACGUGCCUCCUCCGCAGAAACAUUACAAGAUUGUGUUCAUCAAGGCGCCAACGCCGCCAACCCCAACCGCACCGAUCAUCCCGGUGCAGCCACAGAAUGAAGAAAAGACCCUCGUCUACGUGUUGGUGAAGAAACCAGAGGAGCAGCCCGAAAUUGUGAUCCCCACGCCGGCGCCCACGCAACCCGCCAAGCCUGAAGUCUACUUCAUCAGAUACAAGACCCAGAAACAAGAAGGCUAUCCUGCCGCUCAGUCGCCGUCGUCAGAGUACGGCGCUCCCGCCUCCGCUCCGUCUUCCGAAUACGGAGCUCCUUCUGGUUCCGGAGGUGGUUCUUACUAAAUAUUUGACCAAAUGACUCUGCCUGCGUGACCGUUCCCUCUUUACAUAUUUAGGGAUACAAGACGUAACUCCUAUUGGGAGUUUACAGAACGAUUUGACGACCUACGUUUGCUUUAAGGUCUUCUGUUUCGUACCCAGUUAACGGUUGCUGAAUAAUAGUUGUAGAACAGAAGUACCCAUUCUUCGGAUCAAAAGUAGUAACGUCUUGUAUGAUGAGUAUGGUUAGAAAAAGGCGGCCAGCAACUGACGAUUCUGAACCCGUCACCAGUGACAGAAUCGUUGAAAUA